AUGGAGAGGAUCAAUUCCAGUAUCUGGGCCACGUUCAUGGGCACAGCAGUCAGUGCCUGGACUGUUAGAAGGUCCGUGAAGAACUCUACCCCUGGUUCAACUAAGCAAAGGGAUAUUCAUGAAAGUAUCCACAAAGACCUCGACACCAUUAAGAGGCAGUCAGAUGAAAAAACAGCAUUAAAGUUGUCCUACCGGCCGCAGAAGCUCGUGCCAAGGUCGUCGGAGCAGCUGCGCACAAUUCCCCGGGGGAGGAAAGAGGCUCAGAGCCGCCCGCCGGGCAAAAGCGGCUCCUCCGCUUGGCAGGACCGAGGCUGGCGGACAGCCAAGCGACGGCACCGCCGGGGCCUCGGAAGCUGCGCGGAGCAGACGCGCCUCUUGGAGCCGGGCUGUCGCUGCGCCCGGCCGGAGCCGCCCUCCACCUCCACCACCACCACCCCGCCCUCUCGCGUGGCCGGAGCCCCAGCCCCGCUCGCUCCUGCCCGCCGACCUGGAGCCCCGGGAGCCGCCUCGUCCCGGCGUCUCGACGAAAGCAGCCGGGGGCUCGCGGACCCGCCUCUCCCUCUCCUUCUCCCUCUCCCUCGGCCCCUCUGGCGCAAUGACGCUGCUCACCUUGAAGGCGCUGGGCUGAGGCGAGAGCAGCCAGAAGGGGCAGCGGGGGGGGCGGGGGUGGUUCAAUCGCUUCGGGCCCCGCUAAAGGCCAACGGGGGGAGGGGCAGAGAAAGGCUCCCAGCCCCUCCCGCUCGCUCCCCGCCUGUGGAGGAGCCCCCACCCGGCCAGCCUUGCGAGGCGCCUCUAAAAGACGCGGGAGACUCCGCCGCACCCGGGCGACCAAGAGGGGGGGGGUUCCCACAGAGCCCACGGCCGCCUCUGGCCUCUUCCAGCCGCCCACCUGGACCUGCCCGCGCCGCCAGGCUCCGGAGCCCCGUUUCCACAUCGCGCAGCCCUUCCCUCCCGCGAGCCUCCCCGCCUGGCCCACCGCGCGAGGCUGACAGCCGGAGCCCCGCCGGCCGAGGCGUCCGCGCGGAAGGCGCCUCUUCUCCGCCGACACGUGCGGCAUCGCCGCCGCCUCCGAGGCCGGGAGCCCUGCGCGCCGGGAGGGAGCCGCUCCUGCUCGCUAGCCCGAGGGCCGCGCCGGGCGCCAGAGGGCCGAGGCGGCCUCCGGCGGCGAGGCCGGGCUCGGGAGGCGGGCCGGGCGGCGCGGGGGAGGCUCCGGCGCGGCGCGGAGGGCGGCCGGGGGCGGAGCGCAGCCGGGCAGCCAGGAGGCGUGGGGACCGGCUCGGCCGCCGCAGCUCAGCUCAGCCAGCAGCGGCGGCGGAGCAGCCCAGCGGCAGCCUCAGCAGCGGCCCAGACCCGGCUCGGAGCAGGCGCUGUCGGAGGAGAAGGGCGCCCUGGAGGCGGAGGAGCCGGCCGAGGAGGAGGAGGAGGGAGGCGGCGGCGGCGGCGGCCGGGGAGCCUCGGGGGCCCGCGAGAGGCGAGCGGGGUCCGCGGCUGCGCCCGACUUCACGCCCCGACGGCGGCUUCGGCUGGGUGGUGGUGCUGGCCGCCACUUGGUGCCACGGCUCCAUCUUCGGCAUCCACAACUCCUUCGGGAUGCUCUACGUCCUGCUGCUGGAGGAGAGCGGCGGCGCCGAGCAGGACCACACGCUGGAGUUCCGCACAGCCUUGGUUGGAUCCAUCGGCAUGGGGAUGGUUUUCUUUUGCUCUCCCAUCGUCAGCAUCUUCACCGAUCGGAUCGGAUGCCGGACCACUGCUGCCUCGGGAGCUGCCAUAGCUUUCAUUGGCCUCCUCUCCAGUUCCUUCACCAAGUCCCUGGAGGUCCGCUACUUCACCUACGGAAUCCUCUUUGGUUGUGGCAGCUCCUUCGCCUUCCACCCAUCCCUGGUCAUUCUGGGCCACUACUUCAAGCGACGACUCGGUCUGGCCAACGGACUGGUGACGACCGGCAGCUGCCUCUUCUCCGUGGGUCUCCCGUUCCUCCUGAAAAUCGUGGGAAAGGCCCUUGGCCUUUCUCGCACCUUCCAGAUGCUGAGCGCCUUCCUGCUGGUCCAGAUCUUCUUGUCCCUGACCUUCCGCCCGAUGUUGCCCUCGAUCUCAAGUCCUCGAGAUAGGGAGAUCAAAUUAGACACCCGGAGCUGGAUGCAGCAAUGCAUGGCACAGAUGCGGAAAUAUUUCAACUUGCGAGUCUUCAGAAGAAAGACGUAUCGAGUUUGGGCCUUUGGCAUAGCUACUGCCAUCCUGGGAUACUUUGUCCCUUACAUGCAUCUGGUGAAGUUCGUAGAAGUGAAAUUCAACGAAAAGGAAAGAUCCUGGAUUGUGCUCGUUUGCAUAGGAGCAAUGUCAGGAAUUGGACGGCUGGCCUCCGGACACAUCGGUGACCUCAUCCCUGGAUUGAAGAAGAUAUAUUUGCAGGUUGCAUCCUUCAUCAUCUUGGGUGUCAUGUGCAUGAUGUUGCUACAGUGCCAAGCAUUUUGGGGGGUGAUUGUCGUCUGCCUCUUCCUUGGACUCUGUGAUGGACUCUUCAUCACCCUUAUGGCCCCCAUUGCCUUUGAGCUGGUUGGGCCUAUGGAGGCUUCUCAAGCCAUUGGCUAUCUUCUGGGACUCAUGGCCAUUCCCAUGUCAGCUGGCCCACCAAUUGCAGGACUCCUUCAUGACCAUUUUGGAAAUUACCAGCUUGCCUUCUACUUUGCUGGAGUUCCUCCAAUAAUUGGAGGUCUCAUUCUUGCAUUUGUUCCCUUCAUCCAUCAGUGUCAGCUCAAGAAGAAACGAUUGGAUUCGGGGAAAGACAAGAUGUUGGGUUCAGAGAUGGUCCCAAAUGGAGAACUCCUACCAGGUUCUCCAACCACAGAGGGAGCUAUGUUGUAAACUCUGGCUUGGUUACCCAUCCUUUCACCAGCAGCACUUUCUGAUCCCCAUCUGAGUCAAGAUCUUUUGCAAGAAGAACUUCACCUCUUGUGUGAUAACAGAAAAUCACUCUGUUGGUUGGUCCUGAUCAAAUUCUGGGCUUUCAAGUUGAAUUUGAGUUUCCUUUGCCUCUUUCUUUCCUACCGAACAUUCUCAUUGUUCCCACAUUUAUGUCCCAGCUGUGAUUUUUUUCCAGUUAGCACAUUAGUGGAUUAUGCAUAGAUGACUGUGAUAACAUUUUAAUAGUUUGUGUUGGACCAUUUCCUCUCUCCCCCAAAAUAGAUUCUGUAGCCAUACUUAGUUAUUUUGCUGACAGUGAGCUUAAAUUCACUGGAAACCCCAUCCGGAGUGAAUUGUGAAGCUGCCAAAUUCCCAGAAAUAUAAAUUAAUAUAUAAAUUAAUAUAUACUGAUGGAGACAGAAGGACAAGAGCUGAACGGGUGGAUUCUGAGAAGUUUUCUUUUCAACCAGAAGUUCAGCCUUUUUCUCGUCUCCCUAAAAUCUGUCCCCAAACAAGUAAUUAAGCUUUUUUUCCCCCUUCCAGUUCCGUUGGGUUGUGAAUUCUUUGUUUGAUUUCUUUUGCAUAUUAAAUGAAUCUCAAAAGGAAGAAUAAUUCCUCAUUUAUGGAUACAGUUGAGGGACCCAGUUGAAAACACUGACGGCUGCUCUUUUGGAGACCCGAAAGGUGGAUCUCGGAUUCUCUUACUUGGAGGGGUGGAGAUUUCAUUGCAGGACUUGCUUGGUCCUUAAUUGUUUUAAGAAAGGUAGCUGGAAGAAAAAAAAACAGUGGACAUUUAUACCAAAGGCUGCAGUUGAGGAAACUGAGGCUCUAACCUUAUUACAGAGGAAGGAGCCCAUGGAAUUGUGCAAGUCCCUCACUUCCAUUUGGGGAAGGAACAUUUUCUCUUUUCCUUAAGGGCCUGAAAACAACCCAGGAGGGAGAAACAAAUGCAAAACAUUAACCUGGCUUUCUGACAGCGUCCAAGUAAACGGAGGCUUGUCAAAGGUCUCUUGUCGUGAGCUGUAACAAGUGUCAGCUCCUUUCCCAAUUGGCUUCUUAUUCCCCAGUUUCCCAAAUCAUUCCUGGAAUGGAGAUUUACUGAGUUUUGACCUUAUUUGACCUUAUUUGACCUUAUUCAGGAUUUGCAUUCUUCAUCACCAUCUAUAGGUAGUCCUCGAUUUAUGACCCCAGUUGGGAGCAGACUUUCCAUCACUAACAUGGCAGUUGUUAAGGGAGUUGCACCCAAUUUUACAACCUCUUUUGCCAUGGUUGUUAAGUAAAUAACUGCAUUGUUAAGUGAAUCAUUAAGCUGUUCAGCCACUCCAGAUUGCCCCAUUGAUUUUGCUUGACAGAAGCCACAGGUAGUCCUUGAUUUAGAACAGUUCAUUUAGUGACCGUUCAAAAUUACAACUACAUUGAAAAAUGGGACUUACGACCAUUUCCCACAUUUACAACUUUUGUAGUAAAAUUACGACCUAUAGUCACAUGAUCAAAUUUCAAUUGCUUAGCAACUGGUUCAUACUUAUGAUGAUUGCAGUGUCCCGUGGUCACAUGAUCCCUUUUUGCAACCUUCUGACAAGCAAAGUCAAUGGGGAAGCCAGAUUCACUUAAGAACUAGGUUACCAACUUAUCAACUGCAACGAUUCACUUAACAACUGUGGCAAGAAAGGUCAUAAAAUGGGGCAAAAGUUAAGUGUUUCACUUAAUGACAGAAAUUUUGGAGUCACUUGUUGUCGUAAAUCAAGGACUACCUGAACAGGGAAAGUUGCAAAUGACAAUCACAUGAGCCCGGGAUACUGCAAAUGUCAUAAAUACAUGCCAGUUACAAAAUGCCCCAAUUGUGAUCAUGGGAACACUGUGACAAUCAAAAGUGUGAGGGUCAUCAUAAGGGGUUUUUUGUGCUGUCAAAACAUCAAAUGGUCACUAAGUAAAUGGUUGUAAGUUGAGGACUACAUGUAGUUGAAGACUAACGUUAUUUUCCCUAGUCAACUGUGUCAUCUGAACAAGAAUCAGAAAAUAUGUUCAUCUCCCUUAACACUGGCAAAAACUAGAUUGCCUUAGCAGCUCUUUUCCCUUUUUCUUUCCAUGUAUUUCCCUCUGACUGUAUAGAUUACAGGAAAAAGUGGAUGGAGAACACCAUCCCAACCAUGGCUAAACUGAUGCUGAUCCCUGCUGUGCACCGUGGAAGUGAUAACCUCCCAGGUCCUUUAACGUUGGCUCAGACAGCAGCAGAGACCGCUGCUUCUCAUGUCAAUGUGGUGUCUGACCAUAUGCUGUGAACUCAUGAGAGUUGACUUGAACUGGGAAGAACCACUGGGCCAGUCCUACAUAACAGGGUUCUCCCAGUUUGGCAACUUUAAGAUUUGUGGACUUCAGCUCCCAGAAUUCCCCAGCCAGCUAUGCCGGGAAUUCUGGCAGUUAAAGUCCACAAGUCUUAAAGUUGCCAAGUUUGGAGACCCCUGUCCCAAGAUUGUUUCUCAACCUUAGCAACUUUAAGAAGUUUGUGGACUUCAACUCCCACAAUUCACUGGCUGGGGAAUUCUGGGAGUUGAUGUCCAGACAUCUUAAAGCAUCUACCGUUGAGAAAUAUUACCCUGUACGGAUGCUAAAUGCAGGUGUACAGUCAUCAGUUAAAAGUGUGGUCCAUUUUCAUAUCUCCCAAAGAACCACUGAUGGAAGUUUCAACCAUCCCUCUCUUCUGUGGAUUCAUCCCAAAUCCACUCCUCCUGAAGCUAUUCUAAAGCCCAGGAGAAAAGCAGGCAGAACUUGAUCUCAGGACUUGGGGGCUGGAGAAGGAAAUCUUCAAUGGUCCAAAAAAAGAAGGAUUUUAUCUCACUCCCAUCCCCACUUCAUGUGUCACAGUCCACAGUUUGCUUUGAACCACAAUGAGUGGUCAGUGAGUUUGGUUCUGGGGAACACCAUCCCUUCUCCAGUUUGUGUAAUAAAGUUAGAUAUGAUCCAUAUUUGGAGGUAUUUUGAUUCCUUAUAGAAUCAGUAAUAGAGCAGUAGAGCUGAGUUUCUCAGCAGCUUCAAGAUAUGUGGACUUCGGCUGUGCUGGCUGCGGAAUUCUGGGAGUUGAAGUCCACCUGUCUUUGUUGCUGAAGUUGAGAAACUGCAAUAGCGAAUAAUCCAAUACAUGGCUGAACUUUCUUCAGAUGCCUCCAUUGUGUUCUCCAUGGAUGCCCACCGUGUCCCAGCAGUAAAUAUCAUUAGUUUCCACCCCUUAAUGCAGAGAUUUUACAGUCUUGUACUCUUGCAAGUUAUAAAACACCCAUCGAAGGUAUGUGCCAUCUGUUGUUGUAUAGCUUGCCAACAAUCCACUGAUUCCAGAUUUUUCUUUUUUUAAAAAAAAAUCUCUGCAGGUUUUCUAUAUGUCUCCCGCUCAGAUAUAGCCAUGGAACUUGAGUUUGUUGAGUAUACCAGUUUUGAUGACAUUCAGACAUUCUAAGUCCUAAGGCAGAAAAGGCAACCCUUUUCAGGCGGGGGGGGGUGUGUGAGGGGGGUGGGAGGCAUUACCCCCCUCCCCUUUUGUCUUUGCUGAAGGCAACAAGCGGUUUUGCUAAUGACAUCACAAUGUCUUGGCCCAUUUUAGGAAGAGAAGGGGCAAAAUGGAAGUUUUAAGGCUUCCGUAGAAAUGAAAAGGAUUCAUUUUGCCCCUUAAAACUCCCCAGACAAGAAAAUGUAUUUUAUGGGUUUUUUAAAAUUUUAUUUUAGAAACGUGUUAAGGCCACACAGCUCCACAACAAAUCUGGGUGGCAUUCAACAAAAGCAAGUAUACUCUGUAAUUAAAAUAAAUCACCCAACCACCGUAAGAGACACUGCCAUCAAAGACAAUCAAACUGGCAGGACCUACCACCCGCUCAAGGUCUGAAUUGCCAGACCUCUUCUGACCUUGGUUCAGGAGGGAGUCGGAUGUAUCUCAGGCAGGAUGCAGUUCCAGCCUAUGAGGAGUGCCUUAAGCCUCUGUCUACAAAGAGGCUUUUGCCCUUUAAAAUUUCCCCAAGCACCCCAUCAAACCAAAAAAGAUCAAACAAUUCAACCUUGCCCUUUGCAGUCCUGUAUUUCUGGGUUAGUUGUCCCUGCUGUACAGCUUGCGGUGCACCUGUUAAGCCAAGAAACUAAAAGCAGAAGCUUAUCAAAAGUUGUUAGGGAAGCUUAGCCACAAUCCUGUAUUUUCCUUCCCCGGUUCAUACACACCUGGGGUUGCAAUGUUUAAACUCAACAUUUAUCAGCAGGAAAAGCCCUUCUGAUCCAGCUGUCUCCCAGAGGUGAAAUUAUCCCAGCAUGAUCCAAGUGUGUUCCAUGAAGUCUGAUUGCAUUCCUGCACAACCAACUUUUGUGACACCCUUUACUUUUGUAAAGAAUGCUUAAAUGGUCUUUGUGACUUUUUUUUCCACGAAGAAGUGUAAAGUUUGUGUAAAAUUUGUUCUUUCCAAAGGUUUUUCCUUUCUCUUCUGAGCAAUUUCUCUGCUUCCUAGAACCAUCAUAUGUAUCAAAUGUUAAAUGUAUGGCCAAUUGCUCUAACUCUUCUGUGUUCUGAUGAAAUAAUGGCAUUUUUGUAACUUUGGUUUUCCUUCUGGGUAAAUGAAGAGGCCUUGCACUGGGGUGGCCUCGGAGCACCUCUGCUCACAGUAGCUCAAAAUUAGUUCCCUUUGAUUUUGUGUACAGGUUGUCCUUGACUUACGACAAUAAUUGCACCCAAAAUUUAGGUUGCUAAGUGAGACAUUAGUUAAGUGAGUUUUGCUCCAUUUUAUGACCUUUCUUGCCACAGUUGUUAAGUGAAUUGUUGCAGUUGUUAAGUUAGUAACAUGACUGUUAAAUGAAUCCGCCUUCCCCAUUGAUUUUGCUUGUCAGAAGGUCACAAAAUGUGAUCACAUGACCCCGGGGACACUGCAACCAUCAUAAAUACGAGUCAGUUGCCAGGUGUCUGAAUUUUGAUCACGUGAUCAUGGGAACACUGCAACAGUUGUAAGUGUGAAAAAUGGUCAUAAGUCCAAUUUUCCAGUGCUGUUGUAACUUCGAACAGUCACUAAAUGAACUGUUGUAAGUCAAGGACUACCCAUAAUGUAUUAAAAAAUUGCCAUGACAGUAUCAUGCUUUUUUAAUGUAUGUUUCAUGCAUAAUAUGUGUAAAACGGAUCAGUUUUACACAUAUUAUGCAUGGUCAUCUGUUCACACAUCCCUUGGGUGCCCCCGGCCAGAAACAGUGUUGUAAAUUCACAAAAUAUACUUCACAUGGUAUCAUUAAGCAAAACCAAGAAACCUUUCCCGAUACCCUGGUUUCUGGACUCAAAUAAUAUUGGAUUCCAGGCUGCCAAAAAGGUUGCUCUCCCUUGAGAUAGAAGCGACGUAAGAAAAAAUGUUGUUUUAAUAGAUGGUGAGAAUUUUGAUUUUUCAGGACAACUGAUUCAAAUUACAUUUCUGCGGUUAGAAUUCUAGCCUCUAUUUGUUUUGAAAUAAUGCCUUGCCUCCUACUCCGACCCAACUUUUUUCCAUGUUCAAAAGCUGAAAACAGACAUUUGGAAAAGGCAGUAGAUUACUUUUGAAUAGAGCAAUGUUUCUCAAGCUUGGCAACUUUGAGAUGUAUGGACUUCAAUUCUCAGAAUUCUGAGAGUUGAAGUCCAUACAUCUUAAAGUUGCCAUGGCUGAGAAACACAGAAUAGAGAGUCUUGUUAUGUCAAGAAAGCCUCUAAUAAGAAAAAUUCCCAAAAUUUGAUCUAAGGGAUCUCAGCAGGAAUUCAGGUGUAGAGACUCGUGAGAUUUUGACAUUUGAUGGGAUUCUGGCCAAAUAAUUUUUAUGUAAUUUUGAAAACUUGUAAAUGCCAGCAGAAGAAAAUGCAUAUUAGUAUGGAUCAUACAGAUGGCAUAUGUAGUAGAAAAGAUUAUGAUUAUGUUACAUAUCAAGGAAUAAUCCGGGAGCCUCUGUUCCAGUGGAAUGAAUUAAGGAAGUCCAAAGGAAUUCUUAAUUAGCUGUCAUAAUUGUAUAAAAGUUAAUAUGGUACACUAAA
This is a messenger RNA of Pantherophis guttatus, 8908 nucleotides long. The record is from RefSeq and is a predicted model, not a curated record. Lineage: Eukaryota; Metazoa; Chordata; Lepidosauria; Squamata; Colubridae.